Molecule: messenger RNA, 1160 nt
Organism: Emericellopsis atlantica
Lineage: Eukaryota; Fungi; Ascomycota; Sordariomycetes; Hypocreales; Bionectriaceae
Product: Pyruvate/Phosphoenolpyruvate kinase-like domain-containing protein
Exons: 2
Coding region: 168-1136 (322 amino acids)
Biological process (GO): oxaloacetate metabolic process
Molecular function (GO): magnesium ion binding; catalytic activity
Source: RefSeq, a predicted model, not a curated record
CUUCAUCUUCCCCAGUCCAUGAUAUAGCCGAUUUAUAGUCCGUAGACCAGCAUAACAAUCGCUCUUGGAACACAUUCUGGACAAUUGCCUUGACCUUCACGUAUACAGCACACAUUGUUCAAGUAUUGCAGAUCUUGCUCUCACUCCAUCUCACCACCUCCUCAACCAUGGCAGCUGCCGCCAAAUCGUCGGCGAUCAUACGCCGUUCAUUGCUCUAUGUGCCAUCGUCUUCCCAAAAGAUGUUAACCAAGUCCGUUGGAUUCAAUUCGGAUAAUGUCACGUACGACCUCGAGGACUCUGUCACCCCGUCCAUGAAGCCUACAGCCAGAGACCAACUCAAGUCUCACUUGAGUGGCAUCUCAUCACGCCCCAAAGGCAUCGGCGAGCUGGCCGUCCGUAUCAACGCGGUCUCGACUCCAUUUGCGCUCCAGGAUCUCUCAUCUCUAGGCUCGGUCUCAGCCGUAGACGCCGUCGUCGUGCCCAAAGUCGAAUCUGCCGCCGACUUGAGCUUCGUAACCGAUGUUCUGCGACACGUAGCUCCAGAGCGCCAUGAAAAAGAUUCCAAGAACCCUAUCAAAAUCAUAUCACUGAUCGAAUCUGCUAAAGCUAUCAUGGAUCUGGGCUCAAUCUGCAGAGCCUGCCCGUACUUGAGUGGCUUGAUCUUCGCAGCCGAAGACUUUGCGCUUGACCUGUCCAUCACACGCACACCAUCGUUGACGGAGUUCUUGUAUGCCAGAUCAGCCAUCGUCACCGCAGCGCGCGCAGCAGAACUCCCAAGCGCCAUCGACCUAGUAUGUACUUCUUUCAAGGGCGAGGAAGGAAUAAGGAGAUUGGAAGAAGAAUGCCGUGGCGGUAAUGCCAUGGGGUUCAACGGAAAGCAAUGCAUUCACCCUAGCCAAGUGGAGACUGUCCAAAAAUUCUAUGCGCCAUCCAAAGAGGAAGUCGAGUGGGCAGUAAGGAUAUCGAUCGCGGACGGAAAGGCUGUCAAGUCGGGCCGAGGCGCCUGGACACUCGACGGGAAGAUGAUCGAUGCUCCUGUAGUCGGUAAAGCUCACGCCGUUGUGGCGAAAGCUGAGAGGUGCGGAUUCGACGUACAAGAGCUCAAGUCGAAAUGGCAAGACCAGGAACCAGAGUGAGUGGUGCCAAGGUCUGUGGCAACA